GAGCUGCUGAAAACGAGAGGCUGGGGACAGAUUUAAUCUGUCACGCGUUUGGUCUUCAGCGCAGUCUGUCAGAAGGAGCGGUUCUGUCAGCGUGUGCUUCGUCUUGUAGUGUUUGCAGACUCUCCACCAAGUGAGCCUGUUGCAUAUAUUGAGACGAACGGCCUUUUCUUUUCUUUUUUUUUUUGUAGCACUGAAAACAAGUCAUUCUUCCCGAACGAUGUAUCGCCGCUUGACAGAGAGGUUGCAUUGUCUCUGAAGUGAAACGCAACAGUGGGAUCAACAAACUGGGAAGGAAAAAAAGUGACUGAGAUGCCGAACGGUAAUCCUUAUUGUUCGUUCUGCAAGUGAGGUCUGGCAGCGGGAUGGCAUUGGCGAAGGGUUUGCUGUUACUGCUGAACGAGAGCCAGGCUGGUUUGGCAGCGGCUCAGGGGAACGGCACAGCAGACUGGGGAAGAGGAGGAGGGAACGGCACAGACCAGGAACGCCGGCAUUUCUACAACUUCUACGCCAUGCUGCUCACCCUGCUCAUCUUCACCAUCGUGUUCGGGAACGUGCUGGUGUGCAUGGCCGUGUCGCGAGAGAAAGCUCUCCAGACAACCACCAACUACCUGAUCGUCAGCCUGGCCGUGGCAGAUCUUCUCGUGGCCACGCUGGUCAUGCCAUGGGUCGUGUACCUGGAGGUGGUGGGCGAGUGGCGCUUCAGUCUGAUUCUCUGUGAUGUCUUCGUCACCCUCGAUGUCAUGAUGUGCACGGCCAGCAUCCUUAACCUCUGUGCGAUCAGCAUUGACAGGUACACGGCAGUUGCCAUGCCGAUGCUCUAUAAUACCCGGUACAGUUCAAAGCGCAGGGUUACGGUGAUGAUUGGAGUGGUGUGGGUGCUUUCCUUCGCAAUCUCCUGCCCUUUGCUUUUCGGUCUCAACAACACAGUGACGAGAGAGCUUACGAAGUGCAGCAUUGCUAACCCUGCCUUUGUGGUGUACUCCUCCAUCGUCUCGUUCUACGUUCCCUUCAUCAUCACACUGCUGGUCUACGUGCAGAUCUAUGUGGUGCUGCGGCGGCGACGGAAACGCGUGGCCACGCGACGCAACAGCACGGGAGCCAGGCCCGACCCACAACCCUCCAUCAAGAACAAAUGUACUCACCCAGAGGAUGUCCAGUUGUGCACUUUGAUUGUGAAAUCCAACACCAGUUUCCCACCCAACAGAAAAAAAGUGACCCUGGUAAAAGAAGCUGUGGUUCACCCAUCAGAGCCAGAUCGAGUUUGCUUCCUAGCUGAGCCGGAAAGGACCAGACCAAAGACCACCCUCCUGGGGCUCCAGUCCGUGUCUCAGGCCCCCUCCCGGUCCUUACCCAGUGGAGCAGGCCUGCCCUCCCCUGUGGAAGUGCCGGCCGUGCCCCCGGAACUCAACGGCCACCCCAGACUGAAGCGGGCCUUCGAGGUGCCCCGUGCCACCGGGGAUGAAAACGAGAAACCCACCCUCAAAUCCACAGUCAAGGGCCGGUUAUCCCAGCAGAAAGAGAAGAAAGCCACACAGAUGCUGGCCAUCGUCCUGGGCGUCUUCAUCAUCUGCUGGCUGCCUUUCUUCAUCACGCACAUCCUGCGGGUCCACUGCCUGCAGUGCUACAUCUCCCCGGAGCUCUACAGCACCGCCACCUGGCUGGGCUACGUCAACAGCGCUGUCAACCCCAUCAUCUACACCACCUUCAAUGUGGAGUUCCGCAAAGCCUUCAUAAAGAUCCUGCACUGCUGAGUGAGAGGGUCAGGAUACAGGGUGAAGAGAGGGGGUGGGGGCACUCAGCCAGGGCUUCCCAAACCCGGUCCUCGAGACCCCAGAAAUUGAGAGCUGCGGCUCAUUGAACUAAACUCUUAAUUGAACAAUUUGGCCUUUUUAGUUGUUCUCAGCUCUUAGAAAAAGCUGCAGAAGUUAACUGUAACAUUUUAUAAGUACCUGGACAUCUGCAGCUUUUGGGAAGCCCUGUACUAAACCCUGGAUAACUAGAUGUACCUCAGUAUUUUAUGGUUAUCCCUCCUUCCCCCACUUUGAAAAAUCCUAACUUGCUGUAUAUCAUGGAGGGAAUAAAUUAUGUGAAACAGUAAUCGGAUAACGAAGUGCCAGAA
Acipenser ruthenus (sterlet) is the source of this 2119-nucleotide messenger RNA. RefSeq names its product D(2) dopamine receptor A-like. Gene Ontology annotation, cellular component: glutamatergic synapse; presynaptic membrane. Gene Ontology annotation, biological process: adenylate cyclase-inhibiting dopamine receptor signaling pathway; adenylate cyclase-activating adrenergic receptor signaling pathway. The coding region runs from base 363 to 1751 and encodes 462 amino acids. The transcript is spliced from 8 exons. Gene Ontology annotation, molecular function: dopamine neurotransmitter receptor activity, coupled via Gi/Go; G protein-coupled receptor activity. NCBI's taxonomy places the organism in Eukaryota, Metazoa, Chordata, Actinopteri, Acipenseriformes, Acipenseridae. The record is from RefSeq and is a predicted model, not a curated record.